Capsella rubella is the source of this 5247-nucleotide messenger RNA. RefSeq lists its product as uncharacterized. Gene Ontology annotation, molecular function: nucleic acid binding. Lineage: Eukaryota; Viridiplantae; Streptophyta; Magnoliopsida; Brassicales; Brassicaceae. Gene Ontology annotation, biological process: DNA integration. The record is from RefSeq and is a predicted model, not a curated record.
AUGAACCUACGAAGUCGCGGGCAAUCACAUCUUGUCGAGCCACAAGAAGAUAUCCGUCGGUUUGAACGCGAGAUUGCUAGAGCAAGACGAGAGCAAGAACGAGUUGAGCAUUUAGCAAGGUUGGGAAUGGAUAACCAACAACAUCCUCAAGUUGGUGAUCACGGUCCUAAUGGAAACGAACCUCCCAAUGGCCAAAACCCACUCCACCCUCCCCAAGCUCAAGCACCACAACAUCCACAUAGAGUUGCACGCCCAAUAGACACAUUUGAUGCUCCUCACGUUCAUGGGAAUCGAGCGGGUAUCCAAGCACCUCCGGUCGAUGCUAACAACUUUGAGAUUAAGGGGAGUUUGAUCCAAAUGGUUAGUCAAAACAAGUUUCAUGGGUUACCCAUGGAGGACCCAUUGGAUCACCUAGACAAUUUUGACAAGCUUUGUGGGACAGUCAAAGCAAAUAGGAUAUCCGAGGAUGCUUUCAAGCUUCGUCUUUUCUCUUUCUCCUUGGGCGACCGCGCUCACGUUUGGGAAAAAGGAUUAGCUCCGGGUUCCAUAAGGACGUGGGAUGAGUGUAAGAAGGCCUUCCUCAAGAAAUUCUUUUCCAACACGAGGACCGCUAAGCUAAGAAACGAGAUCUCGAGCUUCACUCAAAGGAACAAUGAGAAUUUUAGUGAAGCAUAUGACCGGUUCAAAGGAUAUCAACUCCAAUGUCCUCACCAUGGUUUUAACAAGGAGUGUCUUCUUAGUACCUUGUAUAGAGGAGUGCAACCUCAAAUCCGUAUGCUAUUGGAUACCGCGAGCAACGGUAACUUUUUGAGUAAGGAUGUGGAUGAAGGGAUGACUUUGGUGGAGAAUCUUGCCCAAAGAAAUGGUAGCUACGGUGAUGACUAUGACCGUACCUCAAGGGAUACAAAAGACUUGAACGAGCAACAUCGCAAAGAGAUCAAAGCUCUAAAUGAUAAAAUGGACAAAAUGAUCUUUGCGAAUCAAAAGCCGGUCAACUUUGUUUCCGAGACCGAUGUAUAUGAGGGCUAUCAAGAGAAUGUUGAUGGUUGUAUAGAAGGGAACGAGGAGGUAAACUACAUUGGCGGCCAAGGCUACAAUAAGUUCAACAACAACUACCGAAACCACCCAAACCUCUCCUACCGAAGCAACAAUGUUGAGAACCCCCAAUACCAAAAGUAUCCACCAACCAAGCCACCCGGUUUCCAACAAUCCACCUACCAAACCAACCCUCAACACCAAUUCCAACCUAAACCUCAAUUCAACCAAGCCUACCAACCUCAAGCCUCUCCCUCUAACCCUCAACCACAAGGAGACAACACUAAUGCUCUCCUUAAGCAAAUCAUUGAAGGGCAAGGAAGAAGUGCCAUUGAGCUUGUUAGUCAAAUGAAGUCUAUGCAUAACAAGGUAGACAACAUCUAUGGCGAGCUCAAUGCCAAGUUUGAAAGGCUAAAUUCUCAAGUGCAACACCAAGCUUCUUCCUCUUCAACGAGACAAACCGGUACCUUACCCGGUAAACCCGAGCCUAACCCAAAAGAGUACAUAAAUGCUAUCACACUUCGUAGUGGCAAGAAUCUACCUAGUGGAGAUCUCAAUAGGGACAUUGAGAAUCAAAAUGGGGAGGUGGAGAUAAAUGAAGGUGAAGAGGUAUUGAAUGAGAGUGACUUCAACAAAGGAAGUAAAGAUUGCGAAGAAGAAGUUGUACUCGAGAAGGUUAUUAAAGAUAAAGGGAAGGGUAAAUUGGUUGAAGAACCGAAAGAAAACAAGGUUGAAGAUCUUUCAAAAACGCCCAAGCCUACCGAGAAGAAAGAGACUACUUUCGUUCCUCCACCUUACGAACCAAAACUCCCAUUCCCGGGACGUUUUAAGAAGCAACAAGAGGCUAAGUACAAGGCCUUGUUUAAUGAGAAAAUGAAGGAAGUGACUAUCACUAUGCCCAUAAUUGAUGCUCUCUUGUUGAAUCCUUCUUACAACAAAUUUCUAAAGGAUGCGGUAGUAGAGAGAAAGAAAGCUCUACAAGGAACGGUGAUAUUGUCUCAUGAGUGUAGUGCUAUCAUAACUCACAAAGUGGUAGCCAAGAAGAAAGAAGAUCCGGGUACAUUUACUCUCCCUUGUGCCCUUGGACCACUUCUCUUUGAUAGAUGCUUGUGUGAUUUGGGAGCAAGUAUAAGCUUAAUGCCUCUCUCGGUUGCUAAGCGUUUGUGUUUCACAACUUACAAGGAAUGUCGGAUUCAACUAGUCCUAGCGGAUCGCUCAAUUAGAAAACCGGUUGGAUUGCUAGAAGACUUGCCGGUUAUGGUUGGUCAUUUUGAGAUUCCAACAGAUUUUGUGGUUUUAGAGAUGGGGGAAGAGCCUAAAGAUCCACUCAUUAUGGGACGCCCAUUCCUAAGAACCGCCGGGGCAAUGAUCGAUGUGAAAAGAGGAAUGAUUGAUUUGAGAUUGGGUAAAGAAGUCUUGACAUUUGAUAUCAACAAGGUCAUGAGGAAGCCUACUAUCGAGGGACAAGUGUUCUAUCUCGAGGAGAUGGAUGCUCUAGCGGAUGAGUUGUUAGAAGAGUUGGCAAUGGAGGAUGCUCUUCAAAGCACUUUGGUGGUUAAGCAAGGGGAAUUUGGGUUGCUUGAAAGUGAUAGUGAAGGCUAUGAGAAGAUUCUAGACUCACAUAAGCCUUCAAAUGGUGAAGCAAGUUUCCUUGAGUUGAGACAAAGCCAUGAAGUAAGUGUAGUGGAGAUUGAAAAGGUGACUAACCGAGAAGGAGCUAGCAAGGAUGAGACUAGCAUUGAUGGGGAUUGGAGUGAACUCAAAGCUCCAAAAGUGGAACUCAAACCGCUCCCCACCGGGCUAAGGUACGCUUUUCUUGGAACAAACUCUACUUACCCGGUGAUCAUUAAUGAAGAGCUUAGUGAAUUGGAAACCUCCACCCUUCCAGGAGAAUUGAAGAAAUAUGGAAAGGCUAUAGGGUAUUCACUAGAUGAUAUAAAAGGAAUAUCGGAAUCUUUAUGUGUCCAUAGAAUCAAUCUUGAAAAUGAAUCUAUGAGUUCCGUUGAGCAUCAAAGGCGGUUAAACCCCAACCUUAGAGAUGUUGUUCGGAAGGAGAUUCUUAAGCUUCUUGAUGCGGGAAUCAUAUAUCCGAUCUCGGAUAGUACUUGGGUUUCCCCGGUACACAUGGUUCCCAAGAAGGGUGGAGUCACGGUUGUUAAAAAUGAUAAAGACGAGUUAAUCCCGACUAGGACUAUAACGGGAAUUGAGGUUGACAAAGCAAAGAUAGAUGUGAUGACUAACCUUGCUCCUCCAAAUUCGGUUAAGGGUAUUCGAAGCUUUUUGGGUCAUGCCGGGUUCUAUAGACGGUUCAUCAAAGAUUUCUCGAAGAUUGCAAGGCCACUUACACGGUUGUUGUGCAAGGAAACCGCAUUUGAGUUCAAUGAGGAAUGUCUUGAGGCCUUUGAGAAAAUAAAGAGUGAGUUGAUUAGUGCUCCCAUUGUUCAAGCACCGGAUUGGAACCUACCGUUUGAGAUCAUGUGUGAUGCAAGUGACUAUGCGGUUGGAGCGGUUUUGGGUCAAAAGAAGGAUAAAAAGCUCCACGUGAUUUAUUAUGCAAGUAGAACCCUCCAUGAUGCACAAGUGAAGUAUGCCACGACGGAGAAAGAACUACUUGCCAUAGUCUUUGCUUUCGAAAAGUUUAGGUCUUACUUGGUUGGGUCUAAGGUGAUAGUGCACACGGAUCAUGCGGCAUUAAGGCACUUGUUGGCGAAAAAGGAUGCUAAGCCGAGACUUUUGAGAUGGAUUUUGCUUUUGCAAGAGUUUGAUCUUGAGAUCAAGGAUAAGAAAGGAACUGAAAAUGGUGUAGCGGAUCAUCUCUCUCGGUUGAGGAUUGAGAGUGACAUUCCUAUCAAUGACUCUCUCCCCGAGGAGCAACUUUUAGCGGUGCAACUUCUUGAUGAAAGCCACAAGACUUUGAUGAAGCUAGAAGAGGCAAGGAAUUUGAAUGAGAAUGGGCCUUGGUAUGCGGAUGUGGUAAACUACCUAGCAUGUGGAGUAGAACCGCCUAACUUAGAUGCUUAUGAAAAGAAGAAAUUCUACAAGGAUGUAAACCGGUUUUAUUGGGAUGAUCCUUAUCUUUACACACUUUGUAAAGAUAAGAUCUAUAGAAGAUGUGUGUCUCAAGAGGAAGUAGAAGGGAUUUUACAACAUUGCCAUGGUUCAACUAUUGGAGGUCAUUUCGCAACAUUCAAGACGAUUUCAAAAGUGUUACAAGCGGGAUUGUGGUGGCCUACUAUGUUCAAAGAUGCUCAUGAGUUCAUAGUGAAGUGUGAUUCUUGUCAAAGAAAGGGAAACAUAAGUAGGAGGAAUGAGAUGCCACAAAAUCCGAUUUUUGAGGUUGAGAUUUUUGAUGUGUGGGGAAUCGACUUCAUGGGACCAUUUCCCUCCUCUUAUGGCAAUAGUUACAUUCUUGUAGCGGUUGAUUAUGUGUCAAAGUGGGUAGAGGCGGUAGCUAGUCUAACGAAUGACGCAAAGGUUGUAUUGAAGUUGUUCAAGACAAUAAUCUUCCUAAGAUUUGGAGUUCCUAGAGUGGUUAUUAGUGAUGGAGGGAAGCACUUCAUCAACAAGGUUUUUGAAAGUCUCCUUAAGAAGCACGGAGUCAAGCAUAAGGUAGCCACGCCUUACCAUCCGCAAACAAGUGGUCAAGUUGAGAUUUCAAACCGAGAGAUCAAGGCAAUUCUCGAGAAAACGGUAGGAGCUACAAGAAAAGAUUGGGCUACGAAGUUGGAUGAUGCUCUUUGGGCUUACCGAACCGCAUACAAGACACCAAUUGGUACUACUCCGUUCAAUCUCCUCUAUGGAAAGUCUUGUCAUCUCCCGGUUGAACUUGAGUAUAAAGCUAUGUGGGCGGUUAAGUUGUUGAACUUUGACAUCAAGACCGCGGCGGAGAAGCGUUUGAUCCAACUACAUGACCUUGAUGAGAUCCGUCUUGAAGCUUAUGAGAACGCCAAGAUCUACAAGGAGAGGACCAAGAAGUUUCAUGAUCAAGUGCUGCUGUUCAACUCCCGGUUGAGGUUAUUCCCGGGAAAGCUUAAGUCUUGUUGGUCGGGUCCAUUCAAGAUUAAGGAGGUUCGACCGUAUGGUGCUUUCGUGUUAUGGAACAAGGAUGGAAAGGAAUUUGUUGUGAAUGGUCAGAGGUUAAAGCCAUAUUUUUCAAGUGACUCCAUCGAGGAAGGAACCACGGUUUCUCUCUCGGAACCUCAAAUCGCUUAA